Molecule: messenger RNA, 9118 nt
Organism: Ylistrum balloti
Lineage: Eukaryota; Metazoa; Mollusca; Bivalvia; Pectinida; Pectinidae
Product: serine/threonine-protein phosphatase 6 regulatory ankyrin repeat subunit A-like
Exons: 28
Coding region: 1-3102 (1033 amino acids)
Molecular function (GO): protein binding
Source: RefSeq, a predicted model, not a curated record
AUGAAGUUGGGAACUUUAGUACUACAACAGCUCGAAGAUGAGUCUCCUAUGGUACAAGCCUGUUUCCAUGGAGACCCAGACGAGGUUCGAGCCCUUCUUUACAAAAAGGAAGAUGUCAAUUACCAGGAUACAGAGAAGCGGAGUCCGCUCCAUGCUGCGGCCUACUGCGGAGAGGCAGAGAUUGCAGACCUCCUUAUUAUGAGUGGUGCUCGUGUGAAUACAAAGGACAAUAAAUGGCUCACUCCUCUACACAGGGCAUGCUCCUCAAAAAGUGAUGAGACUGUGGAGACUCUCCUUCGUCACUCAGCGGAUGUAAAUGCCCGAGAUAAAAACUGGCAGACACCACUUCACAUUGCUGCAGCCAACAAUGCUGUAAGAUGUGCCGAGUACCUUGCUCCACUACUGACCAAUGUGAAUGUGUCUGAUCGGGCUGGAAGAACGAGUCUACAUCAUGCCUGCUUCAAUGGCCACAAGGAGAUGACCAAACUUCUCCUUGAGAAAGGAGCGACCAUCAAUGCAUUUGACAAGAAAGACCGUCGUGCAGUCCACUGGGCAGCCUACAUGGGCCAUACAGAGGUGGUCAGUUUGCUGGUAGAGAAAGGGGCAGAACUCAACUGUAGAGACAAACAGAUGUAUACUCCACUACACGCAUCAUCAGCCAGUGGUCAAGUCAGUGUAGUUAAGCUUCUGUUGGAGCUUGGUGUGGAAGUGGACGCUGUCAACAUCCAUGGUAAUACAGCGCUACACAUUGCCUGUCUCAAUGGUCAAGAUGUGGUGGUCAGUGAGCUGUUGAGUUAUGGUGCAUCCAUUAAUGCAGUCAACAACAGGGGAAUGACACCACUCCAUUAUGCAGCCUCCUCAACUCAUGGCGGAAUUUGUCUGGAAAUUCUGGUGACAGAAGGAGCCAGUACAAAGCUCCAGUGUGUUGAAGGACGUACCCCACUCCAUAUGACAGCUUUGCAUGGUAGAUUCACUCGAGCACAGACACUAAUCGAGCAUGGAGCUGAAAUUGAUGUCUGUGAUAAGAUGGGAAACACGCCUUUACAUAUUGCGGCACGGUAUGGACACGAGCUUCACAUUAAUACUUUAUUAGAGAAUGGAGCAGAUCCACUCAGACGAGGAACCAGUGGGAUGCUUCCUGUACAUGUAGCUGCAGCCAAUGGCUAUGUUGACUGUCUCAAGAAAUUACUGUCAGCGAUGGAGAAUCUGGAUAUUGAUAUGACUGAUGACUUUGGUCGAAGUUGUCUACAUGGGGCAGCAUGUAGUGGACGAGUUGAGUGUGUUGAUCUCUUACUAAAGAUGGGAGGUAAACUUGGAAUGUUAGACUCAGAGGGCAGGACUGCGCUGCACUAUGCAGCAGCUCACUGUCACUAUCACUGUGUUCAUGCUCUUCUGGAUGCUCGCAGUAAUGUUAACAUCACAGACAGGCAAGGUUGCACACCCCUUCACUAUGCUGCAGCCUCUGACGCUGAUGCAAAAGUCGUUGAGCUGUUGUUGAAGCAUGACGCCCGUCCAGGUAUCCGUGACAACAGUGGUUUCAAUACAGUACAUUAUGCGGCUCUUAAAGGCCACAAGCUAGCAUUGGAAAUGUUACUGGAUGCUGCAGCAACAGACUUACUUAGGAGUGGAGCCAUGUACUCUCCUGCCCAUUUAGCGGCUUACAAUGGUCACAACGAAGCCCUCCAUGUUUUACUUGGUUGUAUUAUGAACCUAGAUAUACGGGAUCACAAUGGACGUACAAUGCUGGACCUGGCUUGUUACCAGGGUCGUCAUGAAUGUGUGGAAACACUGUUAUUACAAGGGGCUACUAUACUGGUCCAGGACAACAUCAACCGUCGCACGCCUCUCCAUGCCGCAGCAUGUAAUGGCCACACAGAAUGUCUACGACUGCUUAUGGAAACGGCCGAAGACAACAAUAUAGUAGAUUGUAUAGACUCAAAUGAGAGAACUCCACUGAUGAUGGCUGUAGCCAAUGGCCAUGUGGAUACAGUUUUAUACCUCAUAGCUAAUGGUGCCUUUGUUAAUAGUAAAGAUAAUCAGGGUCGCACAGCUCUACACAGAGGAGCUGCUAACGGCCAUGGUGAAUGUGUGGAUGCGUUACUCCACAACGGAGCUGAUAUCUCCAUACAAGACCAGUGUGGCAGAACGGCUUUACAUCUUGCUGCCGCAUGUGGCCAAGUGGGGCAGCUUGGGUCACUCAUGUUGAUGGGACCAGUAGACCAGUUAGAAGAUGCCAAAUCAUUUACUCCUCUCCACUUGGCUUGUUAUAAUGGCCAUGACAGCUGUGUGGAAGUAUUGUUAGAAGAUGAAAUUCAUAAAAAAAUUUCAGGGAAUCCAUUUUCCCCUUUACAUUGUGCUGUGAUAAAUGGAAAUGAUACUUGUACUGAAUUGUUAAUUGAUACCUUAGGAAACUCUAUAGUAAAUUUAGAAGAUUCAAAGGGCAGGACCCCACAACAUGCAGCAGCAUUCAGUGACCAGUGCGAGUCUAUGCAACUCCUCCUCACCCAUGGCGCCAACGUUAACCACUGUGAUAGUACGGGCAGGUGUCCAGUCAUGCUUGCCGCCUACAAUGGCCAUAUAGGAGCUGUAGAUUUAUUGUUAGAAAAUGGAGCAGAUCUAAAUUAUUGUGACAAAGACAAAAACACAGCUUUACACUUUGCUUGUAUGAAUGGUCAUGAGAGUGUAUCCUUACUACUACUGGAUAAGAUAACAGAUUAUACAACCAUAAAUAUGGCCAAUAAUGAAUUAAAAACCCCUCUACACAUAGCAGCCAAGUACGGCCUUGUCCCUGUUGUGCACAGUCUCAUAGAGAAGGGUGCAAGUGUUUUCUGCCUGGAUGAAAACGGCCACUCUCCUGCCCUGGCAUGUGCCCCAAACAACAGGGUGGCUGACUGUCUAACUAUCAUCCUAGCACACAUGAUUCCUCAAACCCCAAACAGUACAAUACAGCGUUCCAAGCUUGACACCACACCCUCAGGAUUUGGUGCGACCCGUACUUUGGAGACCCCAGACAACACUGGAAUAGGAAGUCCAGGAGGCAGCGUCCAGGAUGUCAAAGAACACUCGGGCUCGUACCAAAGUUCCGAUUCAGAAUUUUAUUGAUCAAAUUUGUUAUCCUGCCAAUAUCCUUACUCUGUCGACACUCUGGCUAACUUCCACAACUCUCUAGUUCUGAUCACAAAGAUUUGUGUGAAUUUGCCAAGACCUUAAUGUCAAAGUAAUGGACCUGCUGCCAGUGAUAUAAUGCAUCUCUCAGUAUUAGUGGUAGAACUGUCGAGGUAUCCUUAAUACCAAUACACUGGUCAUAUUGUCAUGUGUUAGUCAAUAACUGAUAUUUUAGUCAGAAAAUGUUAGACAGAAAUUUGUUGAUUUUUUAUCAUUGAUACCACAGUAAGACAGUGUAAAGAUAGAAACCAUGACAGAGAAUCAGGUAGCAUGAUUACAGGUUGGUGCCAAGUUGUAGGUCAGCAGAAAAGAUGUUUCCUGCCCAGAGACGUAUAGGUUUAUAUUGCCAGUAAAUGAAUUGAGUUCUUCCAAAAUUUGCAGGGAACAAUGGCUUUAAUUUAAAGAGGACCAGAUGUACAUGUGUGGGACAGAGAUUUCUGGAUACAUUGUCCAGAUAGUUGUUAAUGUGCGUAUAUGUAGGAUUUAAAUUUGCGGACAAAUUGUCAAGGUAGUUGUAACGUGCGAACAUGUGGGACUAAGUUCCCGGAUAGCUCAUACAGAUAGUUGUAAAGUGCGAAUGGUCAUUUUGUACAGAUCACAAUUUUUAACAGUGUUGAAUUUGUGGAUUUUUUUUUUUUUUUUAUAAAUUAGUUUUGAGUGAUUUUUUGCGGUCAUGACAUAUUGUUUUCCUCUGCUGUAUAAGAAUGGGGAAGGUUUUGAAAGUGUUUGUUUAUAGAUUAAUUGGUUUGUCACUCACAGCUGAAUUUCAAGAUUAUAACUUUUCUUUUUAUAACUGACAUUAAGAAAGUCUUAAACCAUAAUAUACAGUUAACAAGGUAACUUUGUAUGAUAUCAGUAUCUGUGUAAUAUACUAGUAACAUUUCCUCAUUUUUGUUCAAAUGUUUUAAUUUGUUUCCCCAGUAAUACUUGUAGAUAGUAAUACAUCAUAUGUAUUACCAAAAUUUAUGAAUAGUGAUUGAAUGCAAGAGAUGUGAACUAUCUUGCCUGUCAAAUCAAGUAUAAAAAGUUUUAUGACUUUGAUAUUUCCUAUUUAUAUUAAGCAGAUCAUUCUCAGGAAUAUAUUAGCCUAUUUACAAAAUAUACAGAUACUAGUACUUUUUAUCCAUGUUUGAUACACAAACAAUUUGUCCUAUUUUCAUCAAAAAAACAAAAAACAAAAUCAAGUGAGCUUUAUGAGUUGUGGAUUAAGUUUUGUUCAGAUGAAAUAUUCUUGUACAACAAGUGGACACAUGAAGUAUAAAAUGCUUAUGGAGAAUUGUAUUGAAAAUAAAUAGACUAUUAGUUAAGUUUAAGAUGGGAAUUUUGAACAUCAAACAAGUUUUGUACAGGACAGGAGUCAGGCACGCGUUUGAUAUUAAAUAUGCUUGUUAUCAAUUGAACAGAUGUCUAGGAUAAAUAUUCACUGUACUAAGUUAUGUUUGUUUUAUAGAAUUUCUGAGAUGUUUCAAAUUCAUUACUUAUAAGUCAUUAUAAUUCUUUAAUCAAAAAUAUUUGUGUAGAGCUAGCUAUGUUUAAGUUAUACAUUAUACCUCCCAGUACAUGUGUGUAUCAUCUGUUUGUAACUGUUGAGAAACUGUUGUGUUUGUUUUUUCAAUCAAAUUUGAUUUAACUUUAGGUGUGAGAAUUUUAUGACCAAGUAAGAAUAUUUGUUUUUGCUAACAUCUACAGUCGUCUUCUUAACCAAGACGAGGACGUUAAACCUGGUUUAACUUAUAACACAUCAGGAUAACUAACUGUCUGUCAAUCAGGAUUAGCUGUCUGUCUAUUAGGAUAUGAAAUGAAUGUGUCCCUGACAUGUAUGAUAUUGCCUUUGUCAGGGUUGAAUGUGGUAUGGGUUUUUUUCGAAGCAACAGAAGGGUUUCAAUUGAUGUGGGAAACUUGAACACAUUUGAAAUUUGUCAUGAAUUCCUGAGGAUUGAAAAACAACCUAGACCAAUUGUAUCUGUCAUUACUCUGAAAACAUAGAGAAAUUAUAUUUGUCAUUACUCUGCAUUGUUAGCCAUUGCCUUAAAAUCACAGGCAUAAAUUGUGAACUUAAUAGACGGCUAUGAUCAGCGAUCUGUAAUAUUUAUUAAAGGAGAUAUUAUCAAGUUUCAUCGAAGAGUGUAUUGCAAUUUUAGCCAUCAGUAUUUACAGAACAGCUGAAAAAAACUUCAUUUUUGCUUCUUACCAUCAUAUAUAACCAGCACGGCACAGGAACAAAGUGCUAAAAACUGAUCACCUUAGGAUUACAGUCCUGUCUGUAGUUUAUUCAGUAUUGAUAAUUCAAGCGAUAUUACCGACACCACUUGUGACCAGAAUGGUGAGGACAGACUGUAAUAGGUAUUAUAUAUUCAGCUAUACACGACAGGGAUUAUUGAAUAUUUGAUUUUACUCUGUGUUAUAUAAUAAUGUUUUUUAAUGAUAUAAAAUCUAACAUAUGGGGCGUAGUAUCUUAGUUUGUUUUCUUGAAACUAUGAUGACUAGUUUUCUAGGUGUAUAGUUGCUCUACUUUCUGUAUGUCUGUAUUUUGAUUGUUUCUGAUAUGAAAUUCUUUGUUUUUCUUCUGUAUCUUUUAUAAAAAUCUAGCAUUCUUUCUGAUUUGGUUGCUGGUGAUCUCACCAGUGAAUGAAAAGUCCAAAGAAAAUAGUUUUAUUGGUACACCAUUUUAUGACAAGUAGGGUUGCAUACAGUGUUAAUUUUUGUCCCUCUUUGUUAUUUCGAUUAUUUAUUUCUAAUUUGUUGUACAAUGUUAUAUUAUUACAAUAUUGAACUAACAGCUCUAUGUACAGAUGGGGGUGCCUGGUAACUUGUUGCUGAUGCUAAAUGUCCGAUACAUUUCUUAUCUUUACCAAGUAUUCAUUAAAACACGUUGAAUGGAAAGUCAAAUAUUUGAUACACGAUAUGAUGACACUCAGUGUUUUAAUCUUGUUUUCAGUUAGAUAGGGACUUUCGACACUUUUGAACUACCUCAAGUUUUAGUUCACGAUAACACAUUUCCAACAUUUAUUUGAAUGGCUUACAUUUGACCAGUUGAUGUUUGAAAAUCUUUUUACUGAACUUAAAGGGUUUAUGCUCAGAUUAUUCCGUCAGAUAUUAUGGUGAUGUUAUAAACCAUAGCACAUCUAUCAUCUUUGAAUUUGAAUAUGAGUUUACAGUAGAUCAACCUAGGAGACUUGCUGAAUAAUUUCAAUGUGUCAAGUGGGCAUUGUUUUGAUAUGCUAUAAAGAGGGGACUUCAUGUUGUAAAUGUUUUGAAGUUUGGUCUCCAGAUGGUGGAGAUGUCAGUAUAAGUUUAAAUUGGUAUAUUACAUUAUCAAGUGAAGAAAAUUUAAGGAGAAAAUGAUACAUUAAAGGGGGCCUGGUAUUACAACAGUCGUGGCAAUUCAUAGAGCAAUACACCUGGCAACCAAUUAAUGGCAAUAAAAGUAUUUACAGACUUCCUUCCUGUAUCCACUUCUGUCUGUCUUUUUAUGCAUAUAUCAAAUUCUACAUGAAACAAAGCUAAAGAGUUAAUCGGAUAGAAUUAUAUCUUUUUUGCUUACAGUGUGGUAGUGUGUUUUGUCUUGCAGUGGGAGAGGGUAUUUGUACUGGAAUUGGGCUUCAUAUUAUAUAUCAAUGGAUAUAGAGAAUGUAUUUUAACUUUCAGUGACUGAUGUGUAUGUUUAUAGUUUUUACAAAUAUUAGUUGUCCAACUAAUAAAAUAUCAGCUAGAGAAUGGAUUAAAAAGUCAGCAUUCAAUCAGGAUGUAAUACAUCAUGUGCAUGUUACCAAGAGAGGUUAAUCAUUGAUCAGAGGUAAGUGUUUAAGUUUCAACACUAAUGAAAUUGCUACUUUCACUUUCAUUGUGAGGAACAAAGGUUGUUAAAUUCAAAAUUCCAUUCAGAUCCUCAUUUUCAUUCAUUUGACCUCAUUGAGUAAAAGAAUCUCGCACCCUAGUUUUGAUUUUGUGUUUGACUCGUCUUUUCACCAUGAUAUAUCAGUAUUUGCAGUGAAAGAUAAGACAUCACGAUGGUCCAUGCAGCAUAUUUAGACAAUGGAAUUUAUACAGGAUUAAAUUCAGGCAGCAUUGAGAUUAAAAGAGCUCACAUUAUGAAUGUGUUGCGAUUAGUUGUGUAUGGAAUUAUGGACCAAUAUGAAGCUUUAAUUUGCAGGGACACCAGGACUCUUCAGGUUGUCAUCCUUUUUUGAUAACAUGUCAUAAAUAUUUAUAUUCUGUCCUAACACCUUUAAUUAGAAUCAACAAUCUUUGAUGUUGUUUUGUUUUGUUGUUUUAAGGUUUUUCUUUGUAGGUUUCUAUGUACUUGAAGUUAUGAAGUAUUUUAUUCAUCUUCAACAAUUUUUUCUCCAUAAUACUGUAAAAUUAUUCAAUUCAAUGGAGGAUUUAUUUUCAUGGAUUUAGUGGAUACUUUUAAUCCAUUAAUUUAUAUGUCCAGAAAAUGUUUAAAUAAGUAUUACUUAACUGAGCUAUAUUUAUCCACAAGAUCAGGUGUCUCCAAAAUAUAAGUAAUUUUUUGGGGAAAAAAAACAACAAAAAUUUAGCCUCACAGAAAUACAUGAUUUUAUAGUAAGCUAUGAUAAUUCUGUUGAUUGUAUAAAUGUUCCUGUAUUAUGAAAAAAAUUAUAAGCAACUUCUGUAAUUUGAUUAUUGGAAAUUCUUAUAUUUAUUUUGAGUUCCUUCCAUUUACAGUUUCAUGAAAAUUUCGUGCCUAAGUUGUAAAUUUAUUCUGAAAAAUAUACAAUGUAUUAAAUGAUUUAUAACAGGUUGGUAAAUAUUAAUUGAUUGUAUUUAGAUGAAACAAUAAGAUAUAUAAACCCCUAUAGGUAAUUACUUAAUGGUAUAUAGAAUAUGAUUUUUAUCGACAUGUACCUGUAAUCAGAAGUGCUCAUAUCCCUGUCUUGUAACCCACUACUCCUGUCUCAGUCUUAAUAUCCUUUAUUGUACAGUCCUGGUGCCUUGGUUCUAACCAGGGUUUUUAAGUUUUCUAACUGAGUGUAUGUUCAAGUCAUACUAAUGUAAACAUUUUUAAUUUGAAAGAUAUAUAUUCUUAGUCACAAAUCCUUACAGACAUAAAGCCAUGCAGGUGUUCUGCAAAGUUAUUGAGAAAAAGACAAACAGAACAGCUUAGGAAAGGUCAAAACUGGUAAAAAAGGAUGUUAUCUCCGAUCUUCAUCUUACCUUGAUUAAUAUCAUUUGGAUGUAAUGCUUUAUUUUUCAUAUUUAGUUAGUACUUAGAGAUUUUUUGUAAGGAAAUCAUAUUUGUGAAAGGUUUAACAAUUUUAGAGUUUGCUAUCGCAUGGCCUUCAAGCCUGAGCGAAUCUGUCAUGAAGCAGCAGUCGUCUUCUGUCGAAUAAUACAGAGGUAUAGAUCAAACUACACCCAACAGAAAUGUGCCAACAAUUCAAACCUAGUUUUGAAACAUAUAAUUAUUUUUCUAAUAUGGAAAAUGUAUCUAAAGAGCGAAAUUGGUCCUACAGAUUUGUGUUUCCUUAAAGGAGUUUAGUGAUUAUAACAAUAUUUCAUAUACACUUUCAUUACUUUCAGUUUGUGGUCAACUUCAAGAGUUUAAGGAAGCAAGUAAUAUGAACAAGGGACCUGGACUUAAGGCUUGAGAUUUAACACUCUGCUGCAGAAUAUUAUUUCAGCACACCGUUUUAAAGCUUACUCAAAUUCUGUUUAAUUUGAAUUUUUUCUAGGAAUCUUACACAUUGAUCUUCUGUUUGACCUGCAAAGGAAUUGUUUAACAGACGUAUUGAUAAAUUAUAAGCCGGUUCGGUGCCACAGCCAAGUGUUAAGUCUCAGAUUGUAAUAUUGUUAUGUAUAGUGUAUAACAGUUUAAUAUCGUUAUGGAGCGAGUUGUAAGUAGUGAGUAUCCAGAGAAUAAUGGUUUUUUUUUUUUUUUUUUUUCAUAAAUAAUUCUAGAAAUUGUAUAUUUCUAUAUCAUGUGUUUUAG